Molecule: messenger RNA, 646 nt
Organism: Pristis pectinata (smalltooth sawfish)
Lineage: Eukaryota; Metazoa; Chordata; Chondrichthyes; Rhinopristiformes; Pristidae
Gene: polr3k
Product: polymerase (RNA) III (DNA directed) polypeptide K
Exons: 3
Coding region: 79-405 (108 amino acids)
Biological process (GO): termination of RNA polymerase III transcription; DNA-templated transcription
Cellular component (GO): RNA polymerase III complex
Molecular function (GO): DNA-directed RNA polymerase activity; zinc ion binding; nucleic acid binding
Source: RefSeq, a predicted model, not a curated record
GGAAAUCUGGGCCGGGCGGAACCAGUCCCCGGGGCACGGUGAUCGGCGGAGGACGGAGAGGGGCGGCGCAGCGCGGCGAUGCUGCUUUUCUGUCCGACCUGUGGGAACGUCCUGAUCGUGGAGGAGGGUCAGAAGUGUUACCGGUUCGCCUGUAACACCUGCCCUUAUGUCCACAACAUCACCCGCAAAGUAACCAACAGAAAAUAUCCUAAACUGAAAGAAGUUGAUGAUGUAUUAGGUGGUGCUGCAGCUUGGGAAAAUGUUGACUCUACAGCAGAACCAUGUCCCAAAUGUGAACAUCCUCGGGCAUAUUUCAUGCAAAUACAAACCCGAUCUGCUGAUGAACCUAUGACUACAUUUUACAAGUGCUGCAAACCAGGAUGUGGACAUCGGUGGCGAGAUUAAAAUUGCUGCAUGGGAACUUUGGACUAAGGAUUGAAAGAACUCAUUUUGAGUUAUAUUGAAAUGAUUAAGCAGAAAACACUGAACUUUCAGCAAUAGUUAAGCUAUCUGUGAAUGUUUGUUUAUCCAUACUCAUUUAAGUUGUAAUUCAAGGGUAGUUUAGGUCACCUCAAUCUACAAGUAGUUUACAAUGCUUGUUUUGUUGCUCCAAUGUACAUUAAAGUGUCUUGCAUAUUACUCUCUA